Messenger RNA from Rubroshorea leprosula, 776 nucleotides. The record is from the annotation of a GenBank genome assembly. NCBI's taxonomy places the organism in Eukaryota, Viridiplantae, Streptophyta, Magnoliopsida, Malvales, Dipterocarpaceae.
AAAACCAAAAAUCUGAAAGUUGCAGAGAGCUUUGUCACUGUUACCUGAUCGGCUUUCCUGUGCAAAUUAAGAAGACGAAGAAGAAGCAGUCUGCAAAAACUCUUCAGAUUAAUUGUAGAACAUACCUCAAGGAAAGCAUUCAUUCAUGGGUGAGUCUGAUCAUCACCAAGCUGACAGCAAUGCCAUAGAAAAAGUGGAUGGAAACUUCUUACUAGCACCCCGAGCAUUUGACAUACCAUGGGGUAAAGAUUAUUGGCGCAUUCCUCCUGAAACAAAGGUUGGAGAACCUGCAGCACAAUCUAGUUCCCUAAAGUGGAUUGAACUUAGCAGUUCAGUAACUGUAGUUCCAGGAAAGAAAUAUCGCAUAAGUUUCAGAUUAGGCUUUGAGCCAGAUGCAUAUGGUUAUGAGGGCACUCCUGUUUUCUUAAUGGCUAAAAUUGGGAAGACUGGGCGCCAUAGCUGGAAAAGGUUAAAGAAACUGGAGAAGGUACCUAGAGGACCAAUUGAUACUCCAGAUGACAAUGACCCCUUUGAAAUUGAGGUUCCAUCUUCAGAAGUUUCUGACCCUACCAUCCAUUUUGGUAUCUAUGAAACUUGUGCUUGGAAUUCAAAGAAAGGUUUGCUGUUAUACAGUGCAUCAGUGAAAGAAGUUUAGGGUUUUAUGUUUAUGAUUUUUUUUUUCCCUCUCUCCUCUUGCUGGAUUGGAUGCUAUGUUGUCUGGAUUGAAUAAUGAAUGCUGAAAGAAGGAACAAUGGCAAUAAUAGUGAUGAGAAUCC